Molecule: messenger RNA, 3728 nt
Organism: Physella acuta
Lineage: Eukaryota; Metazoa; Mollusca; Gastropoda; Physidae
Product: atrial natriuretic peptide receptor 2-like
Biological process (GO): intracellular signal transduction; receptor guanylyl cyclase signaling pathway; protein phosphorylation
Cellular component (GO): plasma membrane
Molecular function (GO): guanylate cyclase activity; adenylate cyclase activity; protein kinase activity
Source: RefSeq, a predicted model, not a curated record
AUAUGCCCCUCUACCAUGAGACGGCACCAAUUCACUGGAUUCUGGGCCACCCUCCCCUCACCGAGCCCUUGUGUGGGUUCGACAAUUCCAAGUGUCCCAUCAAAAAAAUUUCAGAUUGGGUGAUCGCUACCAGCGUCUCGGCCAUUAUCCUCUUCGUCAUGAUCCUAGUGGUCAGUCUGGUGCUGGUGCUUAGACACUGUAUCUACGAGAAGAAGCUGGACCGCCUGGCCUGGAAGAUAGACAGGAGCGAGAUCCAGCUGCUCAACGACGGCCAGUUCAGGGAGCUCACGACCCCUGCCAGGCCCAGGAAAAAAGAUUCCCUGACGGGCAACCAGCUGAGAAAAAUUUACUUCCUCCAGGACACGGACGAGGAGAUCAGCGAGAAGUCGUACAGGUCAGAGGUCAUCCCAGUGGGCUUUUACAGGGGGACCUACGUCGUCGUCAAACAGGUGACCAGGAAACACAUGGAGGUCAACCGGAUGGUCAAGAAACAGCUGCAGAUGAGGAAGGAGCUGACCCAUGACAACAUCAACAGAUUUAUCGGCGCAUGCGUGGAGCCCCCAAACAUGUUCAUCGUCACCCAGUACUGUCCGCGCAAAAGCUUACAGGAUCUUCUAAACGAUGAAUGUUCACCAAUAGACGACAUGUUUACAACCUCACUGGUCCAAGAUCUCAUCAGGGGGAUGACAUUUAUACACGACGCCUUCGGCUACCAUGGUAACCUCAAGUCCAGCAAUUGCCUAGUGGACAGCCGCUGGACGCUCAAGGUCACGGACUUUGGCUACACCGUGCUGGGACCGGAGCCUAGGCCCAAGGUCGAGGACGAGAGCUUCUACAAGGGUUUGCUGUGGACUGCCCCCGAAUUGUUGCGUAACCGCCGAAACGUGAGCACGUCCAGCCACCAACCGUCCUACCACCACAUGAACAGCAUCAGCAGCACGUCCAGCGGCAGCACCAACAGCAGCCUUCGCGUCACCGGCAGCGCCAAGGGCGACGUCUACUCGUUCGCCAUCAUCCUCAAUGAGCUGUACGGCCGGGCGGGGCCGUGGGGGCUGAACAAGAUGACGGCUAGAGAAAUCGUGGAGAGGCUGAUGGUGUCAACCGUUCCAGAGUUCCGCCCCGACACGUCAAACCUGACGACAAAAAAUCAGAUUAUCGUCAGCUUAAUCCACGAGUGCUGGCACCAAAAUCCCGAGGUCAGGCCGGACUUCAAGUACGGCAUCAGGGCCAAGUUCAAGCCAAUACAGCAGGGCUUCUUAAAAUCCAACAUAUUCGACAACAUGAUCGACAUGAUGGAGAAGUACGCCAACAACUUGGAGGCUGUGGUGGCCGAGAGGACAGAGCAGCUGAGGGUGGAGAAACGGAUGACAGAGAAUCUCUUGCUCAGGAUGUUGCCCAGAUCAGUUGCCGAGAAACUAAAGCACGGCCAUCAGGUAGAACCAGAACAGUACGAGCAUGUCUCCAUCUAUUUCUCUGAUAUUGUCGGCUUUACACAGAUGAGUGCCAGUAGCACCCCCAUGGAGGUUGUUGAUUUAUUGAAUGAUCUGUACACCUGCUUUGAUUCCAUCAUUGAAGAGUUUGAUGUUUACAAAGUGGAGACAAUAGGAGAUGCCUAUAUGGUGGUCAGUGGCUUGCCAAUCAGAAACGGGGACAGGCAUGCAGGUGAGAUAGCAUCCAUGGCGCUGUUGUUACUUGAGGCCAUCAAACUGAAACGGUUCAAAAUUCAAGGCUCGAACAACACCACCCUCAAGAUUCGUAUCGGCAUCCAUUCAGGCCCGUGCUGUGCUGGUGUUGUUGGUCUGAAAAUGCCCAGGUACUGUCUGUUUGGUGACACGGUCAACACAGCCAAUAGACUGGAGUCUACAGGGGAAGCUUUGAAGAUCCACUGCAGCGCAGAUACGAAGAAAAUCUUGGAUAAGUUGGGUGGAUACCAUCUGGAGGAGAGGGGAUACACGGAGAUGAAGGGCAAGGGCAGCCUGCUGACCUACUUCCUGCUGUCAGAAGACCAAAACCACAGGUACCGACGCCUCUCCCGGUACAAGCGCUCAGGCAACACCAGCCGCUGUGUCUCCGCCUCCAACCUAGACUACAGCGGCAAGUCCUACAGCCUGUCGUCCAAGAUGUUUUCCCAGAACCCUGACCGUGUCAGCACCAACAGCAGCCUCAACAGCUCCAUGGACAGCUCGGACAACCCCGAGGACAUGUCACCCUCGUACAUGGCAUUCGAUGACAAAAUGUCAGUCCACUUGCCGAGUUAUAACCAUGACUUUGUGGCGUCGACGCUGCCUAGAGCGACCUUGCCGAAAUACAACGGGCACAUGUCGCCGAUAGCGGAGUGCCCCGGUGGACAAAGUGAAUGUUCGGGGCAAAAUGAAAGUCUGUUAGAAAAAACCGUUUCGUUUCCUAACUCUCCGUAUCACGAGGGCUACUCAGAAACUGUCUCUCUACUCAAUGGCACCGCCCAGUGGCCAGAUGGCCCGUCAGGGGUCAUGGCCAAGAAGAGGUCAAUUAGCAGCAGGUCAGGUCUGAAUCAUUCCAAACCUAAUGGUUGGGCCGCGCAGUGGUUUGCUGAUCCCAACGUCUGUCAUUUGGAUUACACAUCUAACGAUGAAUCAACGAUGUAAUCAGAUGACCAGUGGUUUGAUGAUCCGAACGUCUGUCAUUUAGGUUACACAUCUUAGCUGAAUCAACGUUGUAAUCAAAUGACAACCAGUGGUUUGCUGAGCCUAACGUCUGUCAUUUGGAUUACACAUCAAACGAUGAAUCAAUGAUGUAAUCAGAUGACAGCUGACCAGUGGUUACCUUGACCAUAACGUCUGUCAUUUGGAUUACACAUCUAACACUGAAUCAAUGAUGUAAUCAGAUGACAGCUGACCAGUGGUUACCUUGACCAUAACGUCUGUCAUUUGGAUUACACAUCAAACGCUGAAUCAACGAUGUAAUCAGAUGACAGCUGACCAGUGGUUACCUUGACCAUAACGUCUGUCAUUUGGAUUACACAUCAAACGCUGAAUCAACGAUGUAAUCAGAUGACAGCUGCACAAUGGUUUUCUAACCGUAAGAUCUGUUAGCUGGAGUACUCACCCAAGGAUGUAAAGUUUGUUCACUCAAUCAGCAUUGGCGCAAAUUUGUAAUAUAAAGAUUUGUACUAGAAAUGGUCAGCAAUUUCCCGGGAUAAACUAUGGCCAGCGUGACAACAUAUCAACCUAUGAAUGCUAUUACCUGACCAGAUGUUGAUGAUCAAAUACACAGAUAGGACGGGGAGUUUGAUCCGCAAGAUUUCUUUCCACAGGGCUUUAAAGCAAAUACAUUCACAAGGAUGUGUUUUUUAUAACAUGGAAUUUUGUUCGGAAAUAUUUCGUUAGACUGGCGCCUGACGUUUCAUGUUUUUAAUGUCUGUGAUUUACAUGGAGGCAUUUAUCAUCAAACACAAUUCUGUUCAUUGUCAAAAAAAGUGUCUAGACUUAAAACACUGUCUUAACCUAAAUCUGAAACAGUGUCUUGACCUAGCAAAGUGUCUAAAUUUAAGCGUCUAGACCUAUGUCUAAACUAAGCAAAGGGCUCAAAUGUUUGUAUUAUUCUCCUAAUUCCAUUAUGUGUUCUGUGUAUAAAAUUUUAUGGCUUUCAAAAUAUUGCCGUGUACAAAAUGAAUUCACUUGGUCUUCGAGUGAAUUGAAUUCCAGUUCAUGCUGGCUAUUGAAGCCGACCAAAGAAGGAACAGUUUUUUU